Messenger RNA from Saccostrea cuccullata (small rock oyster), 1192 nucleotides. RefSeq lists its product as uncharacterized. The annotation marks the transcript as partial. Lineage: Eukaryota; Metazoa; Mollusca; Bivalvia; Ostreida; Ostreidae. The record is from RefSeq and is a predicted model, not a curated record. The transcript has a single exon.
UUACAUGACCAAGAAGAAAAAAACAGUAAAAUUGCGUAGCAAAUUUGACUUAAAAUAAGAAGUUUAUCACCAAUGUUCCGAUCAGUUUUUGUGUUUCCUCUGCUUUUUACAGCUGUUUAUUCUCAGUGUGAUAGCAGAAGAGGCACUGAGGGAAUAACACAGUGCGUUUCGUCCAUUUAUUUCCAUGAAACAAAAGAAGAGCCUGUAGUGUGUCUUAAAAAAUCUACCAUCCACUCUUUAGCCCGCCGUGUGCAUGUUGCCUGCCGGGAUCCAUCUGCAGAUUUUUGUUGGUAUUACUGUUCCUUAACUCCAAACAGAGGAGGUAUCAGUACUUGUCAAUGUGACACAGAUAGUUCAACAUCAGUCAAGUCAAUAGUACCCCUUCAUUGUUAUAUACCAUCGGGUAAAAGCUGUUCAUGGUAUAGGGAGUGUUUGGAAACCCGAAUUCCAUGCCAAUCGACGAAUCAUAAAUAUGCUUUAGAAUAUGCAGAGAAGUAUUGUGAACGCUAUGAACACAAUUAUGCCGGUUUUUCUUUACAGGGAAAAGCAUGGGUGGAUGCGGUGAGGAAAUGUUUGCAAGAAAGGUUGGUCUUCGCACUGUUUCCUCAAAAAACUGUUUCUUGUGAAAAUCUGAAGGCAGAGGCCUUUCUGUCUCAUAUUGACUGUUAUCAGAAUCCGGCACCAGAUGUCCGCUUUUGUGAUUUGAGUCUUAAUGAUCAGAUGAGAGUAUUUUGGACAAUAAAGGGUGCUUUAUUGUCUGAAUUCAAAAAGACAGUAUCUUCGGGAUGGAAAGUUAUCUUAUCUUGUAUGACUGGUUCAUAUCCUCAACAAACCGCAAAAUUAGUUAUGCUUGAAAUUGAAUUUACGAACACUCUUAUUACAGAGGAAAAAAUAGAAAAUAUUGCAAAAGAAUUGUCUCGUGAACUCGGAUGGUCACAAGACAUAAUAUUUGCUUCCUCGGGCCCAGACACCCACGAUUCCCAGACAAAAUCCGUCUUAAUAAAAAUAUUUGUUUCUUCUCAAUCUAACAACCGAUUAAGUUUGGAUGAGGCCAUCAACUCUCUGAUACAGAGAGCUAUGUCUGGAACAUCCAUCACCCUGACACUGGAUGACGGUAGUACAGUCAAGAUCAUAGCCGUAACAGGCUGCAAUGACCCACAAUGCAUGUCUACGUCAUUUGCUUUAAAAACAA